CAAACUCAUCUUGAUCUCAGAUGAACUGAAGGUGAUUGCAUUUUCAGCACAUUUUCAUUUUUGUGUGAACUAUUCUCUAAGCUCCAAACUUCUCUCGGAGCUUGUUUUAUUACCGAAUGAUAGACUCAAUCUUUACAGUAUGUUCUUGACUCUUUCACGAACUCUGCAAUAAAAGACGUGAUAAUGAAUGCACGAGGAGAUAAAAGACUACGACCAGCGACUCAAUCAAACAUUCACCUGAAUCACAUAAAAUCCAGCCAGUGAAAGUCUGCGUCCCUCCCUCCGGCUUCAUUAGAGAACUCCCACUCCACAAGUUCAGCUCCCUGGACUUUGAAAUAUUCCCAGACUCUCCUGGGAUUCGUGUUUUUCAGACGGCAGACGGAGAUCGAUCAUCAUGAGUAAGGAAGCCCGUCCGUCCUGGGACAGUCCCAUGCAGUUUGUCCUGGCGUGUGUGUCCUAUGCUGUGGGACUCGGGAACGUCUGGCGUUUUCCGUAUCUCUGCCAAAUGCACGGAGGAGGUGGUUUUCUGAUCCCGUAUCUGCUGAUGCUGAUUCUGGAGGGGAUUCCUCUCUUCUGUAUGGAGCUGGCCAUCGGUCAGAAGAUGCGUUUGGGCAGCAUCGGCGCGUGGAUGGCCAUCAGCCCGUAUCUGGGAGGACUGGGUAUUGCCAGUGUUGUGACCUCCAUGUAUCUAUGUCUGUACUACAACGUCAUCAACGCCUGGAGCUUCUGGUAUCUCUUCCAUUCAUUUCAGUCGGUGCUGCCGUGGGCCGAGUGUCCCGUCGAUGUGAACCGCACCGGGUAUCUGGAGGAGUGUGAGGUGGCUUCAUCCACUCAGUACUUCUUCUACCGCGAGACGCUGAACAUCUCGUCAUCCAUCGAUGAGAACGGAGGUCUUCACAUGGGUCAGGCUCUGUGUCUGCUGCUGGCCUGGAUCAUCGUCUACCUCUUCAUCGUCAGAGGCGUCAAAUCCACCGGCGUGGUGGUUUAUUUCACAGCUACGUUUCCGUACGUGGUUCUGUUCAUCUAUCUGAUCCGCGGAGUCACUCUUCAUGGAGCCUGGAACGGAGUCAAGUACAUGUUCACACCUAAACUGGAGCAGCUGGCGAAUCCUCAGACGUGGAUCAACGCUGCGACUCAGAUCUUCUUCUCUCUGGGUCUGGGCUUCGGCUCUUUGAUCGCUUUCUCCAGUUACAACCAUCACAACAACGACUUCGAGAAGCAGGCGGUCGUCGUCUCGCUCAUCAACAGCGGCACGUCUGUGUUCGCCAGCGUCGUCACCUUCUCCAUCUACGGCUUCAAGGCCACGUUCAACUACGAGAGCUGUUUGGAAAGGAUGAGGAUGCUGUGUCUCAAUUCGUUCGAUCUGUCGGAGGAGAGCAUCAGCGUUGAGAACGUCACGGCGUGGAUCAGUCAUCUCAACAUCACUCAUCCAGAGAGCUUUGCAGCCAUCGCAUCAAAGAUCGAGCACUGCAGUCUGGAGGCUGAGCUGGACACGGCGGUGGAGGGCACGGGUCUGGCGUUUAUCGUGUACAGUGAGGCCAUCAAGAACAUGCCGCUGUCUCAGCUCUGGUCUGUGCUGUACUUCAUCAUGCUGCUGCUCUUAGGGAUGGGGAGCAUGCUGGGAAACGUGACGGCCAUCAUCACCCCGCUGGCUGACAUCAAGCUCCUGUCACACUACCUCAGCAGCGAGAGCAUCAACGGUCUGGUUUGUCUUCUCUGUUUGCUGCUGGGUUUGGGCUUCACCAGCCGCUCGGGAAACUACUGGUUCACCAUCUUUAAUGAAUAUGCGGCUACGCUGUCUCUGCUCUUCAUCGUCUUCAUCGAAGUCAUCAGUGUGUGUUACGUCUACGGACUCAGAAGGUUUGAGCGGGACAUCGAGGACAUGUUGGGUCAUCGGCCGAACUGGUAUUGGAAGGUGAUGUGGGCAGUGGUCAGUCCUCUGCUCCUCUUCAGUCUCUUCAUCUUCUACAUCAUUAACUACAUCCAGGGCGGCACGCCGACGUACCAGGCCUGGGACAAAGAUCUGGGCCGGUCGGUGGUGAAGGAGUACCCGGUGUACGGUCAGGUCUUCAUCGCUCUGCUGUUGCUGUCAGCGCUCAGCUGUGUGCCGCUCGCAGCUCUCCACUCCCUCUGCAGGAGAACACAGAGAGGAACACAGAUCCGUCAGCACCGCCACGCUUGAGACACACACACACACACACACACACACAGACACAGACACACACUCACAGACACACACACAGACACACACACACACUUACAGACACAGACACACAGAC
Messenger RNA from Carassius auratus (goldfish), 2279 nucleotides. It is a transcript of the gene slc6a20, whose product is annotated as solute carrier family 6 member 20. Bases 395 to 2182 code for a protein of 595 amino acids. The record is from RefSeq and is a predicted model, not a curated record. Gene Ontology annotation, molecular function: proline:sodium symporter activity; L-proline transmembrane transporter activity. The transcript has 11 exons. Gene Ontology annotation, biological process: L-proline import across plasma membrane; glycine transport; sodium ion transmembrane transport. Lineage: Eukaryota; Metazoa; Chordata; Actinopteri; Cypriniformes; Cyprinidae. Gene Ontology annotation, cellular component: plasma membrane; apical plasma membrane.